AUGAGGCUCCUGCUGCUCCCGCCCCAAAUACACACAGGUACACACAUACACAGGUACACAGACACGCACACGCUAUUAGGAAUGUUCCCCUAAUUACGUGUUUUUGUGCUGUGUGUCAGAGUUGAGGGAUGAUAAACCAGUGUUUGAGAAGAGGCGUCUGGUGUGGGAGGAGGACAUGCAGAUGCACUCCAAGUUCCUGGACAGAAAGGUGACAUAUUAGUCUUUCCCUACACCCUACCAUUACCCCCUACUCUCACCUAGCCUUUUACUCUUAAACCACCAACCCCUAGGUUUCCAACAUGACCUGACGUGUGUGUGUUACAGGAGGAGUUGAAGGCGGAGCAUGCCUCGUACCUGCGGCAGCACACGGAGUUCCGCGCCAUGAUGGCUGACUUCUUGCAGUUACUACGGAAACCGAGUGACAUCUUCAUGUUCGGCCGCCAGGACUUCUUCCCCUCCGCCUCUCGCCAACCCCCGGGGGGCACCUUCAACACCUCUCCUUGA
Molecule: messenger RNA, 504 nt
Organism: Coregonus sp. 'balchen'
Lineage: Eukaryota; Metazoa; Chordata; Actinopteri; Salmoniformes; Salmonidae
Source: the annotation of a GenBank genome assembly